AUGGUCAAGCAGAGACCAGGUUCCCGAAAGGACAUGACAAAGCUCGGGACAGCCUCAAAGAAAGCAGCCAGACGGCAAGCAGCAAAACAAGCCAAUGGUUUGGCAAACAGACGGACAAUAGUUCACCCAGCCAUGCGCGGCGCAUGGGACCAUCGAAAGAGUCCGGCAAGCAAUCUUGCCAGCGUUGGGCUGACUGGUUCGGUCAAUAAGAUUUCCAAAUCGCGCGACAAAAUUGGAAGAACUAUCGAAAUUGCACCAAUACCCACGUCAGUUCCACACAACCAUGUUCUGCAGAAACUGCAAGACGAAGCUAACAAGCCCGAACGCGAGCCAAAUAAUGUCGUGCAUCCUGGGGAAAGACGUGCCCUUGAGAAGAUGGUCAAGAGGUAUGGUGAUGAUUGGGAGAAAAUGGCUAGAGAUAUCAAGCUCAAUUACUUGCAAUGGACCCCGAGGAAAUUACAACGCAAGGUCGAGAGAAUGAAUGCUAUUCUUGAAGAGAAGAGUUAGUUGCGCCGCAAUGGGCCCUUUCAAAGUUCGACCACAGUAUAGCAUCUUCAAAGUGUGUAGAAAUUCGAUGUAUUGUGCAGCGGUGAGCCCAUUGAGGCCUCACGACAGCCCAAGGCCAGUCCAGGAUGCGAAAAUCUCAAUGUAUUACUGCAGUCUGUGUGAACUUCUACUGAUCGUCCUUCCCGAAUUUCGCGGCAGAGCCUUCGGCUCCAGCAGGACAGAGAAGGCCAAUGUUCAGCCUUCUCUCGAUCAUUUGUGCCUAAGAAAAGGCUGUCUUCACAAACAGCCAAUGCACACUGCACAAUAUACCGGCUUCGACUGCGGUCCAACGUUUCUGUAAUUUAGACUUUGUGAAUGUUGCGGGUGGGCUCUUGAAGAAAUGAUAGCGUUACUCAAAAAGCCGAUGAUGGGUACAGAUCGACCUGA
This is a messenger RNA of Chondrus crispus (carragheen), 933 nucleotides long. RefSeq lists its product as hypothetical. Gene Ontology annotation, biological process: ribosomal large subunit biogenesis. The transcript has 2 exons. Lineage: Eukaryota; Rhodophyta; Florideophyceae; Gigartinales; Gigartinaceae. The record is from RefSeq and is a predicted model, not a curated record. Gene Ontology annotation, cellular component: nucleolus. The coding region runs from base 1 to 507 and encodes 168 amino acids.